AUGUGUUUACUGUUUCAGGGAUCACUGACAUUCAGUGAUGUGGCCAUAGGCUUCUCUCAGCAGGAGUGGGAAUGUCUUGACCUCGUUCAGAAGACUUUGUACCGGGAUGUGAUGAUGGAGAACUAUGGUAACUUGGUCUCACUGGCAGGCCAUUCCAUUUCUAAGCCAAAUGUAAUUACCUUACUGGAGCAAGGAAAAGAACCCUGGAUGUUUAUGAGAGAAAAAACAAGAAGUUGGUGUACAGGUUUGGACUCAAGAUAUGAAAUAAUCAGGAAUGGAAAAACAUACAUUUAUACAAAACGUUCAUCUCUUACUCUACAUCACAGAAUUGAUAAUGGAGAGAAACCAUAUGAAUGUAAGGAAUGUGGGAAGGCCUUUAGUCGUCAUACAGACCUAAGAGUACAUCAAAUAAUUCAUACUGGUGAGAAACCAUAUGAAUGUAAAGAAUGUGGCAAGGCCUUUUGUCGUCAUACAGACCUAAGAGUACAUCAAAUAAUUCAUACUGGUGAGAAACCAUAUGAAUGUAGGCAAUGUGGCAAGGCCUUUAGUCGUCUUACAGACUUUAAAGUACAUAAGAGAAUUCAUACUGGUGAGAAACCCUAUGAAUGUGAAGAAUGUGGGAAGGCUUUUAGUCGUGCCUCAAACCUUGCUCAACAUGGAAGAGUUCAUACUGGUGAGAAAUCCUAUGGCUGUAAGGAAUGUGGGAAGGCCUUUAGUGACACUGGAACACUUAGAAUACAUCAGAGAAUUCAUACUGGUGAGAAACCCUAUGAAUAUAAGGAAUGUGGGAAGGCCUUUACUCAAGCCUCAAACCUUAUACAACAUGACAGGAUUCAUACUGGUGAAAAACCCUAUGAAUGUAAAGAUUGUGGGAAGGCUUUUAGUCAUGCUUCACAUCUUGUUAGACAUGAGAGAAUUCAUACUGGUGAGAAACCCUAUGAAUGUAAGGAGUGUGGAAAGACUUUUAGGAGUAGCCAUCAACUUACUAUACACCACAGAUUUCAUACUGGUGAGAAACCCUAUGAAUGUAAGGCAUGUGGGAAGGCGUUUAGUGUGUAUGGACGCCUUACUCGACAUCAGAGUAUUCACAGUGGUGAGAAACCUUUUGAGUGUAACAAAUGCGGGAAGUCCUUUAGGCUCAGUUCAAGCCUUAAAGUACAUCAGAGUAUUCACACUGGUGAAAAACCCUUUGAAUGCCAUAAAUGCAGGAAGUCCUUUAGACUUAGUUCAAUGCUUAAGGUACAUCAGAGAAUUCAUACUGGUGAAAAACCCUAUAAAUGUGAGGAAUGUGGAAGGACUUUUAGUCAUAGGAUAGAACUUAGAGUUCAUCAGAGAAUUCAUACUGGGGAGAAACCCUAUGAAUGUGAAGAAUGUGGGAGGGCCUUUAGUUGUGCCUCACAUCUUACUCAACAUGGCAGAGUUCAUACUGGUGAGAAAUCUUAUGUGUGUAAUGAAUGUGGAAAGGCCUUUAGUCAAGGUAGAAGAAUUAGAACACAUCAGAGAAUUCAUACUGGUGAGAAACCCUAUGAAUGUAAGGAAUGUGGGAAGGCCUUUAGUCAAGCCUCUCAUGUUGUGCAACAUGGUAGAGUUCAUACUGGUGAAAAACCUUACGGAUGCCGUGAAUGUGGGAUGAUCUUUAGUCGUGGUAUAGAUCUUAGAGUAUAUCAUAGAAUAAUUCAUACUGGUGAGAAACCCUAUAAGUGUAAAGAAUGUGGGAAGGCCUUUAUUCAUGGUGGAAGCCUAAGAAUGCAUCAGAGAAUUCAUACUGGUGAGAAGACUUAUGAAUGUAAAGACUGUGGGAAGGCCUUUAGUCGCACCUCAAACCUUGACAGGCAUGAGAGAAUUCAUACUGGUGAGAAACCAUGUGAGUGUAAAGAAUGUUGCAAGGCCUUUAGUCAUGUUGAAAGCCUUAAAAUACAUCAUAGAAUUCACACUGGUGAGAAACCCUAUGAAUGUAAGGCAUGAGGGAAGGCCUUUAGUGUGUAUGGAUGACUUACUGGACAUCAGAGUAUUCACAGUGGUGAGAGACCUUUUGAAUGUAACAAAUGCGGUAAGUCUUUUAGGCUUAGUUCAAGCCUUAAAGUACAUCAGAAAAUUCAUACUGGAGAGAAAACUUAUGAAUUUAAGGACUGGGCUCCUCGAGCCUUGUACGACGCCAGUGCCCGAGCCCCCCCAGGCCUGAUGAAGCCACAAAGCAAAACCUUUUAUAAGAACACCGGUGAGGACCUGAGGAAAUCGAUAUAUGGAGCGGGUUGGUCUGGACGCACGUCUGAGUCGCAGCAAUCGCUCCCUUCCGCGCCGCCCAGCCCUCUGCGAGGGCCUCACUGCCACCCUACUUGGGUUCGGAAGCGCCACGACCGCAUUUUGGCGGAAAAGCACGCGAGACCCACCGACUACGCGUGCCCUCGGGAGGCUCGCUUCGCCUCCUCCCGCUCGACGGCUUCCUUCCUUGGGCUUUCUUGA
This is a messenger RNA of Mesoplodon densirostris (Blainville's beaked whale), 2463 nucleotides long. Its product is annotated as zinc finger protein 420-like. Lineage: Eukaryota; Metazoa; Chordata; Mammalia; Artiodactyla; Ziphiidae. The record is from RefSeq and is a predicted model, not a curated record. Gene Ontology annotation, biological process: regulation of DNA-templated transcription. The transcript has 8 exons.